AUGUUCAGCCGACUCGCCGUCUUCACUGUGGCAUUUAUUGCGUUCUUCUCCCAUGCCGUCGUGGCCACCUGGAACGACGGUAUCGGUGAUAUAGCCGACGGGUACUUCUCCGUUAUCGGACGUUGGAACCACGUCGACGUCGGUUUCCCCGGUGGGGAUUCUGAGGGUGGAAGCGUGGAGAUCCACGGCCAGGACCAGACCACUGUCCAGAGCGGCGUCAACUGCCCUGGCACCACCGACAUUACCUCCUUUCUGCCCUAUGUGGUCACCGUUGAUAUAACGCUGAGCAACUGGUGUGACGAGGAGAACAAUGACGGGGUGGCGUUUAAUUACGCGAACCAGCACGUCGAUAUUCCGUCGGACAGCAGGUGCAGCGGCAUUUCCUGCGACGGAUUCGAUCAGUUCAACUGUUGGAGGUGUAUUAUUGCUAUAAAUCCCUAA
Molecule: messenger RNA, 441 nt
Organism: Gloeophyllum trabeum ATCC 11539
Lineage: Eukaryota; Fungi; Basidiomycota; Agaricomycetes; Gloeophyllales; Gloeophyllaceae
Exons: 2
Coding region: 1-441 (146 amino acids)
Source: RefSeq, a predicted model, not a curated record